AAAAAUGAAAUUCAAAACGGAAGCAAGCUGAAGGUUUUAAUUUGCAUGGAGGACGUUUUGUUCAUUGCAUUUCACGCUUUCUCUUCUGCUUAAUCUUUAUUCAAAUCUCAUAUAUAUGAAAAUUGUUAUUUAGCCUCCAACCCUUCGCGCCAGAUUGGGUUGGGGGGCGAUCCAUCGGGCUCUAAACAGCUUCGCAUUUUGUCAUUCAAUCUUUCGCUAAUAUUUGUCUGGGACUGAGACAGGGAAUGGUGUGGACGAAACUUUGUUGAAUUCAAUGGAGGCAGAUGAUUUGAAGAGUACCAUGUUAACAAUGAAUCCUACAGUCAUAGUUCCAUCUCCUAUUUUGUUAUGGAGAUCCAAGGUUUUCUUGUUCAUCUUCUGGGGUGUAGUUUGUUGCAAGAUCGGCUGGGAUUCUGUUAUGCGAAUGAGUGCGGACGUGCGCGACCUGUUUCUCUACGAGGCAUUUUUGUAUUAUAAUCCUCUUCUUCUGGUGACUAUGAUGGUUUGGCUGUGGGGAAUUAACUUAUGGUUCUUUUCCCAGUCUAACGUUAAUUACUCAAAGAUAUUUGAACUCGAUCAGAAUCAUCUUACUCACCAUGAAAUUUGGAAGUGUGCAACAUGGAUGACUAUUGUUGUCCCAACUAGCAUGACAGCCUACCUUUAUCUUUACUCUUGUGGAGAAGUAUCACUAGCUGCAUCACAACCAGUUCUCUUAUAUCUCGCUGUUGUGAUAAUUUUGGUUUUCCCUUUCGAAAUAUUUUAUUUGUCAUCUCGAUUUUUCUUACUAAGGACUCUUUGGCGAAUAGUUGUACCACUGCAGGCAAUUACAUUUGCUGAUUUUUUUGUAGCUGAUAUUUUGACUUCAAUGUCAAAGGUGUUUUCUGAUUUGGAAAGAUCAGUGUGUCGAAUGAUUCACCGACAGGUUGCCACCAUUGCAUGGUUUGAAGCUGAUUCUGUCUGUGGAAGUCACUCUGUUGCAAUCCCUGUGGUCCUUGUUUUGCCUUAUCUUUUUCGUUUGUUCCAAUGUCUUCGACAAUACAAGGAUACAGGGGAAAAAGCAACCCUUUUGAAUGCUUUAAAAUACUCGACUGCAGUACCGGUUAUUUGUCUAUCCGCCCUUAAAUACCAUGUCUUCCCUGAUAGAUGGACCAACGUUUAUCGACCUCUGUGGCUGCUAUCGAGUGUUAUGAACUCGUCAUACUCAUUUUACUGGGAUGUGAAACGAGAUUGGAACUUGAGCACUUUCACCCGGAUUUUCAAGUUCAACCGACCGCACUUCUUAUCGCAUCUCCUAUAUGGGCGGAAAUGGGUUUAUGUCUGGGUACUUGGAAGUAAUCUGAUAUUCCGGUGUACGUGGACUUAUAAGUUAUCUGCUCAUCUUCGCCACAAUUAUCUUACGGUCUUCGCGAUCACUGCGUUAGAGAUCUUUCGACGUUUCCAGUGGAUAUUCUUCCGAGUUGAAAAUGAGUGGAGCAAGAUGAACUUGAAGCCGAACGUACAUAUUUCAAUGAGUACUCUCUCGACCGAAGAAGACAAGUUGCUCAACUCCAGUAGCCAUGAUGUUUAAGAACUUCAUUGAUUGUUGCAUUUUUGUGUGGAUGCAUUUGUUUUGAAUAAUUGUUUCAUUAGUCUAUGAGGAGAGGUCCUUUUCCUUCACAGAUGGAUUAACAUUUUUGAGUUCUAAAUAAACAUUAUGGAGCAAGAGCAUUGUUAAUUAUCCUA
Messenger RNA from Cucurbita maxima (winter squash), 1722 nucleotides. RefSeq names its product SPX and EXS domain-containing protein 1-like. The transcript has 13 exons. Gene Ontology annotation, cellular component: cytoplasm; membrane. NCBI's taxonomy places the organism in Eukaryota, Viridiplantae, Streptophyta, Magnoliopsida, Cucurbitales, Cucurbitaceae. The record is from RefSeq and is a predicted model, not a curated record. The coding region runs from base 275 to 1567 and encodes 430 amino acids.